AUGGAAAUACGUCGGAGCGGCGUUUCUGAUUCUGGGCCGUCGUCUGCUUCAUCAGUCUCUACUUAUCAGUUGCUGGUUCUCACCGUCAUCGUUUUGUUGCUUAUUACUGCUGCUAUUGUUGCUGGCACUAUAGCACUUACAGUAAUCAUUAUCACUGUACUUUUCACUGUUAUCAUUGCUAUUGCGGGCAUUACGUGCAUCAUUGCAUCGGUUGCUUUAACCGGUCAAAAAACCGCCAUUUUUGAUCACCUGCUGGAAGCAGUAAGACGGAUUCAAGUGCAGUUGAAACGUCUAUAUCCUUAUCUGUUACGCGUGGUAAGUGUUUCCAUGUGA
Gongylonema pulchrum is the source of this 333-nucleotide messenger RNA. NCBI's taxonomy places the organism in Eukaryota, Metazoa, Nematoda, Chromadorea, Rhabditida, Gongylonematidae. The record is from the annotation of a GenBank genome assembly.